AUGGCAACUUCAGCUUCAAACAUCAACAUCGAGACCAAGGACGUGCAAACCGCACCUGGCGUCACCCUCAGUGACUCGCAGCAAACAGUCGUACGCUCGGUACUAGACCUCUUCGCCGGCCGCCCUUCGUUACGCAAACUGUCGCUGUGGCGCGACGACGCCACCUUUGUGGACCCUCUUACCAUCGCCCAGGGCCGCGGCAAGUAUGCCGCACAGUGGUACGGACUUAAAGCCGCGUUCUCGGAAAUCGAGCGGUUGGAGCACCAGGUCAAGGAUGCGGGGAACCCUAUCUUGAUGGAUCUCAAGACGAGAUAUGUGGUCAAGGGGAUUGGCAAGGAGCAGAUUAUUCAGAGUGAGGUUGUGAUUCAUUUGGAUAGCGAGGGCAAGAUUGAGAAGCUCGAGGAUAAGUGGAAUGGGAAGUUGCCUGAGAAUGCCAUUGCGAAUGCUUUCCGGCAUCUGAAUGCUGUUUCGGUACCUCUCAUGAUCAAGGUACCAAAGGAUGAUGAAGAAGAUGCAAAGAUGGGCAACCUAUGA
Molecule: messenger RNA, 534 nt
Organism: Bipolaris sorokiniana ND90Pr
Lineage: Eukaryota; Fungi; Ascomycota; Dothideomycetes; Pleosporales; Pleosporaceae
Exons: 2
Coding region: 1-534 (177 amino acids)
Source: RefSeq, a predicted model, not a curated record